AUGUUGGACACUCUCGUCCCGGCCCUGCAGGACCUGGGCAGGCAGGUGCUGUCCACGCUGCCCUCGCUGAGCCAGGAGGAAGUCUCUGCUAUCUGGGCUAAUGUGUCAGAAUUUGUGGAACAGCAGCUAAUCCGGCACAAGGGGGUUCAGAUACCAGGAUUUGGAACUUUCACUUUCAUGAGACAAAAGCUUGAGGUGGGAAAUAACAAGUUUAUCCUAAUCCAGAGGCCUGUGUUUAUCAUGGCGGAGAAGUUAGCACAGAUCCAUGGACUCAAACAAAACAAAGUAUAUACUCCUGGUGAUAUCCCAAUUGUUCCACUUAAUUUUGUCAUGAUAUCCCUGGAAGGUCCUUUUAAUAGGGAUGUAGUGGAAGGAUGUGUGAAGGAGACGUUGCUUUUUUUAUCACGAUCCAUUUCCAUCAAACAAAAUGUGGAGUUUAUGUUCAAAGGAAUUGGGGUCCUCAUCAUCAGAGACAGCAAAGUGAAGAUGAGAUUUUAUAAAGACUUCCUUUCAACCAUGGAUGGAAGUGGGGCUUUGGCAAAAGUCCUAGCAAAUAGGCCUGGCACUGUGGACUCGGUGUUGUCUAGCAGAGAAGCUUUGGGGAAGCGGCCCAACAGUAUGCUCGCAUUUCCAAGGAUUGAGCUCAAGGAGAUGAAGAACAAACCACCUAUGGUGACCAUUGUAGAAGAAGAUGGAGAGAAUAGAGAAAGAAAGUACAAGUCAAAAAACCAAUCGGACAAAGAAGAAGGCAUCAGAGAGGUUUCAUCACCAAAGAGAAUUCGAGAUAGACAAGGUAUGCUCCCUGCCAAAGUGACAAGCGUCAGCUUGCUGGACAAGUUUGAGCGAAGUGCGAGUGGUGGAAAUAUUAUGACCCCUAAAAGCUUAUCACCUCCAGGUUGUCUGAAAAAUGACAAUGAGAUGAAGCCCAGAACAUCCCUCAUCCCUGCUUGCCAGGAUCAUAAUAAAGCAGGACAGGAGAUGUGCUAUGUAUGUUUGCAACGAGCACAUCGAAAUUCUCCAUUGUACUACGGUGAGGAAAGAUGGAGAAGAGAGAUAGAAGAUGAGCGACUCAUACAGCAGUACCAGAUGUUGAAAGAUCAGGAGGCGCUCAUCAGACACCAGAUGAAAAAUCUGGCUGCUAGAGAGCAAAAUCAGAAAAACGCAGCCUACAAUCUUGGAGUUGCUGAAGCCAUAAGAAGCCACAGGAGUGAGAAACCUGAAUUUUAUAAAUCCUUCCUAUUUGAUAAACGGCCACUCAGUCCUGAGCUUAAUGCUCUUAAGCAAGAGGAAUAUUCUCAAAGUCUCCUGAACCAAAUGGAUAACAGACGGGAAAAGGAGAUAAAGCAAAGACAAAAUAGAGAGUUGAUGGACCGCCUGGAACAAGUGCAACUUACAGAGGAACUUGCUGCACAAAGAGCCAAAUAUUUAAAAGAUAAGAUGGAAGAAACACAGUGUUACAAGAGAGCUUUGGAUGCACAGAUAAAGAACAAAACUUCCCAGCUCCCCAUGUUUGAGCCAGACUCCUCAGAGCCCAUCUUUGGUAAGAAUGAGGGUGAGCUGAUGGUGGAAAAGCGAAAGCUAGAACAGGAUUUCAUGAAACACCAGCUGGAGGCAGCAGCAGGACACAAGAGGAGAACCAUCCUGCACCAGCUUGUAGACCAGAGGCGUGAUCUGCAGAUGCUUCAAAGAACACGAAGAGAAUACCUGGCAGACAGAACUGCUGAGCUGGAGCGAGUGAACAGAAUCAACCAAUGCUUACAGGAGGACUGGGAAAGGAGUGCUGCGAUGAAGAAGCAGCGAGACCUGGAGGAGAAAGCUUUUGAGCGGGCUUCAGACAAGCUCUUUCUCCUGGACCAAUGUGAGAAGUAUCGGCGUUGCAAACAGUGCCAGAGGCGCACCUCCAACAUGGGCGAGACCAACCUGUGGCCCCUGAACAAGUUUCUGCAUGGCUCCCGGUUGCUUGCAUAAUACUCAAAGUUUGGAUCUGCAUUUCCUGGGAAACUUUUUUUAAAAAUCUUUUGCAUGUUUGGAGUUUUGUGAAACUACACAUUUGUACCUCACAAGAAAAAAAAAGUAUUGUUUGGGUUUGGUACUUUCAGUAGAUUAUUUUUAACCCCUUAUUGAACUCAUUCCUGCCUUCUUCCCACCCCUACCUAUUCCACAAACUUGCCUCUGAUGGCAGUGAAGGUGUCUGAAUGGUCUUGAGGGCUAGAACCUGCUGCCACAGGGAAUGAGAAUGGGACCCAGCUUUGUUCUGCCUGCUGGGGUGCUGCUGAUACAGCCCUGCCACUCCGUCUGUGACUGUGUUUGAAACUCCACCUUUUUUUCGUUUAUAUUGAAUAGUGUCAUAAUAAAUAUUUUCUAAGCACCU
Carlito syrichta (Philippine tarsier) is the source of this 2371-nucleotide messenger RNA. It is a transcript of the gene CCDC81, whose product is annotated as coiled-coil domain containing 81. Gene Ontology annotation, molecular function: DNA binding. Gene Ontology annotation, cellular component: centrosome. The coding region runs from base 1 to 1968 and encodes 655 amino acids. The record is from RefSeq and is a predicted model, not a curated record. The transcript has 15 exons. Lineage: Eukaryota; Metazoa; Chordata; Mammalia; Primates; Tarsiidae.